ACACCGUCCGGAACGGGUCGUCGUCGCGUUUGAUCGUCGCGAAAGCAUUCAAAUUCAAAAUUGUGCAACUGGUGCGUGCAUUCUGAAGAUCAUAAUCUACCGACUCUCGCAUUGCUGACUGCCGUGCUCUAUAGUUUUCCGCUCCGGUUGGUUUGGCGGUUCUUGUUCCGAGGGUGCGAUGGCUUUAACUCGAUUGCGGCCGUCCGAACCGUUCGUGUUUUCGGAAAACAGCUCAAUGCAGGAGAAAUAAGUCAAGUGCGAAAUAUAUCAAUUCAGUGUCUGUAAAAGCUAAUAAAUCAAUAGCAGAAAUUGAUUAAAAUAAAUUGGAGAAAGGAAAGUGGAUUGGUUUUCGUUGGCGGGCGUGUUGUAAGUUCGUUGGAAGAAACCCUACGAAAGAGGAUUAAUCGACUUUGGUCGGUGGAAUGCCCAGAGCCCACGGUGCACGGGUGUGGUGGCGCCAAUUGGAGUGACAUUUCAGCUUCGAUUCGAUUCGAAACUGAGGUGGAAUUGAAGGCGAAGCGACGAGAAUAAUUGUGUCUCCAGAAGGGAUAGCGGAAUCGACAACAACAACAACAACAACAAAGGACCAUGGGGAAACCGAACGAUUCCCACAUCAUUUCCAUCGUCAACAACAACAACGGCAAUAUUAGUGGUAAUUGCCUCCGACAGCAGUCGUUAGCGGUUACGAGCUUCGGUAGACCGUUUAGCAGCGCAAGAUCCCAGUCCAGUGAUAGAAUUGGUGGUGUUAAAAACGCCAACGCUAGUAGUGGGGGUGGGGACAAUAAUAAUUUCAUCGUCAACAACAACAACAACAGCAGCAACCAUACAUCUAGUAGAAGUGCAAGUGACAGCAGUGAUAGUUGCGGCAGUAGGGCAAAAAGAAAUACUCUAGGAUUUGCGAGCAGUUGCUACAAAUCCAGUUGCAAAGAAAAGACGCGAGGCGGUGAUUGUGGUGGCGGAAAGACCGCAGGGUCCUCAGCGACAACGACGGGAUCUUCGUCUUCUUCGUCAACGUCGUUCUUUGCCGGCACUGUCGCAGCGACGGAUCAGGUCCUAUUCAAACUAGUCCAACGGUUGGCAUCGCUGAGGAGCAAUUCCAGCGCCGCCACUCCAGGCAAAGCGAAAAACUCCUCCAAGGGCAAGAAGAAACAGAAGCAGACCCAGCAGUGUAGUGGCAGUAGUGAAACCGAAACUGCCAAACGCCGCCCGUCCGGAAGUGAAGUACCGGACAAGAAGCCUCGUUGUGAAGAUCCGGUCCGUGAAGACCGCCGCCGUCCAUUCCAUCGGAACUUGUACGACAGCUGCUACGACGGCAAUGGUGGUAACGUUGGCGAUAGUAACGAAGCCAUUGUAGAAGCAGCACCGAAAAGUGGCAAUUAUCAUGCUCAAAUUGCACCACACCGGAAGUUCUGCCGGGACGAAGACGAAGAGUGCCGUGAUUUUGACGUCGUCGUCGUCGUCGGUGGUGGUGGAGCCAAUCCAGUUAGCAUUGAGAAAAUUGAUUGCAUAAGCUACGGCGCAAGUGAGUUGAUUUUGCCAUCGCCAUUGUUGGUCGAGAGGCAGGGUGUGGGAAGUGAUAGUGAUCUAGUGCUUUGUGAGCCGGGUGGGUGUGACGAGAUACUGCUCGUUGAGCAGCCACAACAUCAGAAGCAUGAUGGUAAUAAUAAUGGUAUUGUGAACUCUGCUGCGCUGAUUGACCAGCACCUAACGACGGAAGCAACCAUGGGAGCCAACGUAUCGCGGCAUCACGAGAAAGGACUAACCGGUCGGCGGGCCCAAUCAACUGAUAACCUCAAAUCGGACCAAACCCAGUCUUACCCCCAGUAUCAGUACGUCAGUGGUGGAAAUAACAACAACAAUAACGGCAGCAAGAAUCACAUUGUAAAAUCGGUUCCUCCCGAUUUGACGCCAGGGAACGAAUUCAUAGGCGGUGGAAACGUGUGUAAUGGGUCGGACGAUUGUCAGUAUCAGGACGGGUCGUGUCCGAACGAAAACGGGAUCAAUCCGAACGAUAGGAACAAAUUUUGCGGCAGUCUGCCGAACCACCUGGACGCAAACGACGCCUGCGAAGCCAUCUUCAAGCAGAACGAGUUUCUUCAAACGCACCUGAAAAACGUCCUGGCGAGCCAUCAACAACAACAGCCGGAGUAUGUGACCGUCAGCGGUCUUGGUGAUGGUGCGGUGGCCAAUGACGGUGGUGGCGAUGGAGGAACAACAAAUAUGAACCACCAACCGUCGUCAUUAGUGUCAUCACAGCAGCAACAACAUCAACAACAAACGGUGCCCACAUAUCAACAGAGCUCCCCCUUCUACUCGAGCAGCAGUGGGAAAGGAUCCACCAUUUCCUCGACCGCACUUGGGAGCAGCACUUUCCGGUCCGGUGGCUGCAGUGGAGACCAUCGUCCGGACAUUCAGUUGAAGUUGCCACUCCACCGGACCGCAGUGGACACCGGCUGUGACCAGGGCUACGGGAGCGAGCGGUCCCCGGAGGACGAAAUACCCCCGCCGCUGCUGCUGAUGCACGAGGCCCAGUACAAUGAGAUUCUGGCCACGUCAGGGCUGAACCAGCAGCCCCCGACCAGUGUCAUCGAGCCCAAUGAUUUGCAGCGCUUCUGGAACUACGAGAAGGCUGCGGCCAGCUUGAUCGCCAGCGGGGAGUACAGCUUCAUCACCAAAGAUACCGUCUUCCUGGUCCAAGUGCCGAAGGGGACCCGUGGGCUGGGUCUGUCCGUGUCUGGAGGUUCAGACUCCUCCGCCCCAUUCCCGGGGUUGAUACGCAUCAAAAGACUGUUUCCCCACCAGGCAGCGUGGGCCACCGGGAUGCUUCAACCGGGCGAUAUACUGCUGGAAGCCAACGGAAUACCACUGACCGGAUUGACCAACUACGAAGCCUUGGAAGUGCUUCGGACCGCACCGAACUACGUCAGCCUGACGGUAUGCCGUCCGCAGGAUGAACAGUACCGUAAGCUAUCCCCGCCGAGUGAACCCCCAAAGCCUCCGCUGCGGAAUGCCUUAUCCAGUGAACCCCAGUCGCAGGUACAAUCGCCGCAGCUUUCCGGCAUUAUUGGCGGCGGCGGCGGUGGUGGUGGUGGUCAUCUGAUGCAAUUUCAGCAUAUGCAGUACAACCAACAGCAGCAACAGAUGGUGCCAUUUUACUAUCAGCAACAGCAACAGCAGCAGCAGCAAUAUAUUUAUCCACCGCAAACACUGGCUUUCACUCCGCUGGAGUCGUUUCAGGGCAGCUUCAAUGGGGAAUUCGAAAUCAUCCUCACCAAGCAGCAGGGUUCGCUGGGGUUCACCCUUCGCAAGGAGGACGAAUCCAUCCUGGGGCACUGCGUCCGCGCUCUGGUGCGGGACCCGGCCCUGAAUGACGGUCGCAUCAAACCGGGCGACAAAAUUAUGGCCGUCAACGAUGUUCCUAUCUCGCAGAUGACCCACGAAGAGGCUGUGAUAUUCCUCCGACAGGCGGCCGAAGUAGUCAAGCUGCGACUAUAUCGGGACCAAGCCCAGACCCCGCUUUCGGCCCAGUCACCCACGCUUGGGGAACGCCGAAUGGACGGAGAGAAUAUGCUGACCAAAUCGGACUCCACAUCAACGGUCGGUGGAACGGGGAAACCGAAACCGAAUCUAAGACCCGAAGCCCUGAACCUUCUGACGGACAUUGCCUAUCGAAAGCAAUCGAUAGCGACGAACAAUUCGGGUGGAGGCAGUGGAUCGACGAGCUCGUCGGUUAAGUCGAGUAACGCGUCGCCACGAAGACUACGAAGGGGAUUGCCCCAGCAACAACAGCGAACCUACGACAAUCACGGCUAUCAACAUUCCGGAGGUGAAACGUCCAACUAUUCGGAUUCGGAAACGUCAACGAUCGUCAGUCAGGGUGGUUCGAUGCAUCACCACCAACCGGUGGCACAGAUGGUUCCCGGAGGGUUGUUCCAUAAUGGCUCUUGCAGAUCUUGCGGUGGUGCGGGGAAUGUGAUGGUUCAGGAGAAUUUGGACGAGUCAUACUACUGUGAUGAUGAGAUCGAUAUCGAAAGUUUAUACGAAGACGAAGGGGAGCAGCAGAAGAGGCCUAACUUUCUGAAUCUGGCGGGUGAGAGCGGCAGUACUCCGAUGUCGUCGCGGAAGCCGAGGUUUCAGUUUUCCGUUGCCACUGCGAACGCCUACGAGCUGAACAACCUGGACAACGAAGCCCUGGACGCUCCGACGAUGUAUGCCCUCAACGGAGAUCCAGUGGGGACCAACGGGCCACCCCCCGGCAACGACCAAUUCAUAAGUCUUCCCUGCGAAACAUUCCUGGUGGCAUGCAAAACCGAAAACGACCUAAAUGCUGACUCGACCGAUGCCAUCUACGUGAAGCACUUUGCCCACAAAUCUCCGCUGUAUUCCUCGGUGAACGUUCCCAUGAAGGAUACCGGCAGCAACGUGAGUGAGGUGGUGGAUGCCGUGGAGAAAGGAGGCAAGAAGAGUCUCAUGAAGUGGAAAGGCGCCGUCCUGACGUCGGACGAGGACGAAACACCUAGCUUCGGGUACUCAGCGAGCCUGGACGAUGGAACUUCACCAUCCUUUUCCGGAACCAUAACCAGUGACACGCCGGAAUCUAGCCUGGCGGCCACCUUUGGAACCAGCACGACCACACCGACCACCGAGCGGGAGUUGGACUUCAACGGGUGUGGCAUCGACAGCGAUGGAAACAAGAUUUUCACUGUCGAACUGAACAAAGGAUGGAACAGCCGUUUGGGUUUCAGCUUGCAGCAGGAUCCGGAAACCAAUCGAACUGUGAUUAGCGCAAUCUACAGCGAAAGCGUAGCUGCUAAGGAUGGUAGACUGAGAGUCGGUGAUCAGCUGUUGAUGGUCAACGACGAAUCCGUGGAGGCGAUGUCCACGGCACAAAUUAUCAACCUUCUUCGGAUCAUUCGAGGAUCGAUUUGUCUUCGGUUGAUACGGCGAGCAAAUGAACGAUGCAGCAUUCCUGAAGAGCAAGAGAGUGAACCACAACCGGAGCCUGACCUACCUCCACCACCAGACGACCUAACUACACCGGAUAGUUCCAACGAACGCGAGGUGGUUCAGGAAACUCCCGAACAAUAGUAGAAAUGGUUCAGUAAGCCACACGUCUGCAACCAGCCCUCUCUAGUAAGUAAGAUGGAACUUUGUGCCGUCUUCAAUUGUAUAAGAUAAGUCCCGCCCGUUUCCAACGCCACCUGUCUGACUCUGUCUCAGGACAAGACUCUCUCUAGUUCAUGUCUUUUCUGGGGUGAAUGUUGUCGAAUUAGCCUCCAUCCGUGGAGAAUCGAGCGAACGAAAACAGUCGAGCUAAAACUGUGCAAUCAUUUGGUUAACAGGAAAUUUUCAAAUUAUACAUGAAAUUGCGUCAAGCUAAGAAAUAAAAUUGGAUGUCAUGUGAGUUGUAUAAACUAAGUACGCGUUAAGUCGAGAAUGUGAUUCCUUUUUUAUAAGAAAAAAAAAGUACAGUAAAAUUAUCAAACAAAACUAUGUUUUCCACUAAGUCAAAUUUUUGAAUAGAUUGUUUGCCGAAAGAAACGAGCUCUGUUAUUAAGUAACAGAACUAAGCAUGUUAAGACACGUUGGAAUUCCACAAGUUCUGUAACCGGAAAGUAGUGAACGUAAACAGAAUUAACACAAAAUAAGAUGCAUUUGUUGAUUAGAAAAGAAAUCUAAAUCGGUUUAAACUACAAUAGUAAUGCAAGAGAAGAGUUCCGAAAAGUUAGUGCGAUUUUACCAAACUAUACCAAAAAUUUAGAUAAAGCAAAUUGUUGUUAAGAAAACGAAUUGAACUUUGAAACGAGGUGAAAAUUUUAAUAGCGAAAAGUAACGUUAGUCAUUCAGUUUCACCUGAUUUUCGUACCAAAAAUGCAGAAAAUUGAAAACAUUUGUGAAUUGAAGGGGAGAUUAAUGAAAAAAAAAUCUAUCCUUUCUGCAAGGCAAGCCA
Messenger RNA from Ochlerotatus camptorhynchus, 5950 nucleotides. RefSeq lists its product as uncharacterized. Gene Ontology annotation, molecular function: protein binding. The coding region runs from base 589 to 5088 and encodes 1499 amino acids. Lineage: Eukaryota; Metazoa; Arthropoda; Insecta; Diptera; Culicidae. The transcript is spliced from 15 exons. The record is from RefSeq and is a predicted model, not a curated record.